AUGUCUGACGUUGCAUUUCCUCUUGCCUUGCCAUCGGCCGACAACCAUCAAAUGACCCUUCAUCGUGAAGGUCCAUUGUUCGUUUUACAGUUGCACCACAAGGACAAUCGUUUCACGACCGAAUUCUGCAAGUCCAUUUUGCAAGCCCUUCAAACCGUCGAGGAUAUUUUCAUUGCUUCUGAAGAACCUGUUGACAUGGCCCUUGUCACUCUUGGUGAAGGCAAGAUUUUUAGCAACGGGUUAGAUCUCAUGCACGCCGUCAGCUACAGUCCUUUUAUGGAUACGUACUUGUUGCUUUUGCGACGUAUGGUGACGUUCUGUAUUCCUACGAUCGCUGCCCUUAACGGUCACGCAUUUGCUGGCGGAUGCAUGCUCGCGUUGGCUCACGAUUAUCGCGUCAUGCGCUCCGACCGUGGUUAUAUGUGCAUGAAUGAAGUGGAUCUGCCUUCUCCUUUGGCACCUGGCAUGGCUGGUCUGCUCCGCUGCAAAAUGGCCCCACAUACUUUCCGCAACAUGGUCUUACAGGGCCACCGUUUCUCUGCCCAACAAGCACUGGAUGAAAAGCUUGUGGACGUCAUUUGCCCUGGCGACCAGGUUCUGGGCAAGGCUAAGGAACUUGCAUUGCAGUGGGCUCCCAAGGCCAAGUCGGGCAUUGUCUACAAACAACUCAAAGAAGAGGUACUAGAUUCUCGUUAA
Molecule: messenger RNA, 696 nt
Organism: Zychaea mexicana
Lineage: Eukaryota; Fungi; Mucoromycota; Mucoromycetes; Mucorales; Lichtheimiaceae
Product: ClpP/crotonase-like domain-containing protein
Exons: 3
Coding region: 1-696 (231 amino acids)
Biological process (GO): fatty acid beta-oxidation
Cellular component (GO): peroxisome
Molecular function (GO): enoyl-CoA hydratase activity; delta(3)-delta(2)-enoyl-CoA isomerase activity
Source: RefSeq, a predicted model, not a curated record